Messenger RNA from Triticum dicoccoides, 578 nucleotides. RefSeq lists its product as uncharacterized. Gene Ontology annotation, molecular function: structural constituent of ribosome. The record is from RefSeq and is a predicted model, not a curated record. Gene Ontology annotation, biological process: translation. Bases 127 to 477 code for a protein of 116 amino acids. Gene Ontology annotation, cellular component: mitochondrion; large ribosomal subunit. The transcript has 2 exons. NCBI's taxonomy places the organism in Eukaryota, Viridiplantae, Streptophyta, Magnoliopsida, Poales, Poaceae.
CGAUAGAUCUCCGAGCUGACCAGCCCAACUCCCCCCACUCCGGCAGAAGGCAACAGAGGGUUAGGGUUCCGGCCGCCGGAGCAAAUCACACGGAGGAGCAGAGCCAGCAGUCGAGAGAGAAGCGAGAUGAGCGGGAGCGCGUUCAACGCCUUCAAGUCGCGCGUGCCGGUGGCGUGGAGCCCGAAGCUGUACAUCACGCUUGUGCGCGGGCUGCCCGGGACGCGCAAGCUCCACCGCCGCACCCUGGAGGCCAUGCGCCUCCGCCGCUGCCACCGCACCGUCGAGCACCGCACCACGCCCUCCCUCCUUGGCAUGCUCACCCAGGUCAAGCGCCUCGUCGUCGUCGAGACCGAGGAGAUGUACAACGCGCGGAAGCAGGCCGACGAGCAGCGCCGCGCGCUCAGGCCCCCGCUCGUCGUCUCGCACGCCCCGCCGCCCAAGCCGGCCGCCGCCGCGCCGGAGGGCGCCGGGCAGUAGUCGCCUCCGGGCAUCAGAGUCAUCACAAGCUCUGGUUGUGUUGAUCAACUGAGCCGUCGUUUCACUUGCUGGAGGCCGCCUCUUGGCUUCAGAUUUCUAGU